Molecule: messenger RNA, 4087 nt
Organism: Haliaeetus leucocephalus (bald eagle)
Lineage: Eukaryota; Metazoa; Chordata; Aves; Accipitriformes; Accipitridae
Gene: SLC16A10
Product: solute carrier family 16 (aromatic amino acid transporter), member 10
Exons: 8
Coding region: 1-1647 (548 amino acids)
Biological process (GO): transmembrane transport
Molecular function (GO): monocarboxylic acid transmembrane transporter activity
Source: RefSeq, a predicted model, not a curated record
AUGGAGAGGGCCCCGCAAGCCAUCGAGCGCCGGGCAGGGCCGAGCAACGGCCAUGAGGCGAGCGCAACGGCUGUCAACCCGCGCUGGCGGGGUCAAACCGCCGGGGAGGGACUUGCAGACUUUUCCCUCGCUUCACGGCUGCCCAGAAAGGGUGGCCGCAGCGGGACACCGCUGGGUGUAACUGCCCUGCCUCACGGGGAACUCGCUCGCUCCGGGAGCGGGGCCAGGGGCUUGUUUACUGCUCUCCCCGCCUCGGCUGGCGAGGGCAGCGUGCGGAGCGCGGCGGCGGCGGCGGCCGAGCCCCCCGAGGGCGGCUGGGGCUGGGUGGUGAUGCUGGCCGCCAUGUGGUGCAACGGCGCCGUCUUCGGCAUCCAGAACUCGUGCGGGGUCCUCUUCGUCUCCAUGCUCCAGCUCUUCGGCGGCGGCGAGGACAAGCAGCUGGCGUUCAAAACAGCAUGGGUGAGCUCUCUUUCUAUGGGGAUGGUCUUCUUGUGUUCUCCAAUAGUCAGCAUAUUCACAGACCUGUUUGGUUGUCGAAAAGUAGCUGUUAUUGGAGCUGCAGUAGGGUUUGUUGGACUCCUUUCAAGUUCUUUUGUAAGCACCAUUGAACCUCUGUAUUUCACCUACGGAGUCUUAUUUGCCUGUGGCUGCUCAUUUGCCUACCAGCCAUCCUUGGUCAUCCUUGGGCACUAUUUCAAGAAACGUCUUGGACUGGUGAAUGGCAUUGUCACUGCAGGCAGCAGCUUGUUCACCGUGUCACUGCCCUUCCUCUUGAGAGUUUUGAUUGAUUCUGUUGGCCUAUACAACACCUUGCGGGUCCUGUGCAUACUUCUGUUUAUUCUAUUCCUGGCUGGCUUUACGUACAAACCCCUUGUUUCCAAUGCCAAAGACAAGGAGGCAGGAAAGAAGGGAAAGUUCAGAUUUCCUCCAGAAAAAAAAAUUUGCAAUUUCUCUGUGUUCAAAGUUCUUAGUUACCGAAUCUGGGCUUUUGGGAUCCCAGCUGCGCUUUUUGGAUACUUUGUGCCUUAUGUUCACUUGAUGAAGCAUGUAAAAGACAGAUUUGGUGACAGCGUGCCAGAAGUGGUGCUUCUGCUGUGUCUGGGCAUUACUUCAGGAGUUGGCAGAUUGAUCUUUGGCAGAGUUGCAGAUUAUAUUCCUGGUGCAAAAAAAGUUUAUUUACAGGUGGUCUCAUUCUUCUUUAUUGGCCUGAUGUCUAUGAUGAUUCCACUGUGCAACGUCUUUGGAGGUCUCAUUGCUGUCUGUCUCUUCAUGGGCCUGUUUGAUGGGUGCUUCAUUUGCAUUAUGGCUCCUAUUGCCUUUGAGCUUGUUGGGGCUCAGGAUGUCUCCCAGGCCAUAGGAUUUCUAUUAGGAUUCAUGUCAAUACCGAUGACAGUUGGUCCACCCAUUGCAGGUUUGUUGCAUGAUCGCCUCGGCACCUAUGAUAUAGCAUUCUACCUGGCUGGGGUCCCUCCCCUGAUUGGCGGGGCUGUAUUAUGUUUGAUCCCCUGGGUUCAUGAACGGCAGAAAUUAAAAGAAAGAGCAAAACCUGUUGAUGGAGAAACUACUGAGAAAAUGCUGGAAAACGAAACCACUUUGGUGUCAGACACUACAGAAAAGCCAGUCAAAGAAAUGGAAUCUGGUUUUUGAUGCUUUCUUUUCCUGUACCAGCCUGAUGUUCUUCUACCGAAGCUAGAUUUGUACUUUUUGGACUAUAAGAUACUAAAGAAGUCUUGAACUAUUGCUCAAAUUGCAAAACUGCUAUAAGAAUCUUUUAUACCAUUGAACUUUUGAUGAGUCGUUGAGUUUGAUUUCGAACCACAUUUUCAAGGUAUUUGAAGUUUUGUAGCAUUAGUGUGUACGUGUGUAGUGAUUCUGUGUGUGAAGAGAAUAUUUUUCUAACUCAUCAGAACCUGUUUCUGGAGUGGUGAAAGCUAUUUCUGGUUCACUGACCCAGGAUUCUUCAAUAACUUUUAUGGUCCUUUCAAUGCAGGCUCACCGUGGGUGUUUAUACUUGAAAAUGUAGUAGCUCUUAUGACUGAUUUCUUUUGAAGUUUCUCAUGCUGUUUUACAGUCUUACAAUUCUAUAUCAUGAACAAGAAUAGGCAUCUUUUUGAUUGCUUUAACUCUUGCUGAAAUCAUUUUGCGUUAGAAAGCUAAAUUAUUAAACUUCUGUUUUAUUUUCUCUAAAUACCCCAGCCAGCUCAGUUUGCUUAAACACUCACCUGUUUUUGCAUUCACCUUUUCACAGUAGCCCAAACAAAGAACAUUAAGGAUGAAAUUUUUGAUGGGCACAGGUUUUGAAUAUGUGCAAACUAAGCUCCGAGUACAAACACAUUCAGAAGUAAAGCUGCUGAAUGAUAGAUUUUUUUUUUUUAUUUGGUGAAGGCAAUACUAUUAAUAUAUAUGUGUACAUUUUUUUUUUUCCAGCUAAUCCUUGGAAUAGCUGGUAGUUUUGAAAUUGUACUGACAGCAAUACUUUGGAGCAGUGUUGUGAAUUAGACUAAAUUUCAAAUUAUUCUGUUGUACUUGUUAGGUUCUUUUUUUAGUCUUAAAACCAAGACAGCUUUAAAGGAUACAUUCUAAGUGCAAUAAGUUGGUUUGUUUUUUUUUUUAAUGUGGAAAUAUAUACAAGCUAUUAAAAUGACAACAACUGAAGAUUUUUUUGCACUAAGUGAACAUGCAGGUUUAUUAUAGGUCUUUAUAGCUGUGUUCAAUUGCGUGUAGGAUAUAGCUCCAUAUUUUAUUCAAAUAUAAAGAAAUGUCUUUGUAUGUCCUAUUUCUUGCUUAACAUACUAAACAUAUGACCCUAUUACUUAUGUAUUCUUAGGUGUUAUGCACUGUUUGUCAAGCAGGUAUUUCUGAAAACCUCUUUCUCUGGAAAAAUAUUUGAAAGCAUAAUACUUUGAGAUGAAAACACUGCUUUUCAGUUUAUCAUAAAACACUUCCAAGUACAUUGUUCAUUUGUGGAUAUGGAUCGGCAAUGCAGUGGAAUACUUAAUCAUUCUUUUUCAGGUCCACUCAAUAACAACAAUUUUUGUUUUCUUGCUUAGAAGUGUCAUAGCAAAGAGUAAACUAAAUGUGAUCUGAAGACAAAAUGCACAUUUAAGUGCAUUUUCUUAAUUAGUAACAAUACCUCUUCUUUACAUAAGCCACGGAGGCAUACUGUUUUAAAAUCAUAACUUUUCUAUUUUUAUUAUUUUUUUCCCAGAGUUGUAGUAAAUGGCUCAGAAAGCCCAUGUAUGUUUGUGAUAUAAAACAUUAUAUUAGCAAUACUAUUGCAUAGAAUGUUUAUAUCUAGCAACUUAUAAAAGUUCUUUAAAAAUAAUCAUGCAAAGCAUGCUAAUUAUUGGAGACCAAAGCUCAUACCUUUUUCAUAUUGCAGAAUUUCAAUCCCUGCUUUACGUGAGUGAGUUUUAAAAGAAUUGAAUCUUAAAAUGUUAGAGGUGCAUGGGAGGGACUUGGAGGUGGGAAAAAAACCCCAAACCAAUCUGUAAAACAGAGGUCCCUUUAGGUUCACUGGGACUUGUGCUUCUGCACCUCAUAAGUACUUAUAAAACUUUGAUUGUGAAAUAUUCAUAGUAUUGUUAAUUGACUAUGAAGUGCUGCCUUCACUACAAAAAUGAUGUUAACAGCCUAUGCUGUUGUUGUCUGAAGUAUUUCUGUAGAACAUGUUACUCUAUUAUCGUCUAUUUGGGCAAUGCAAAAGGUGCUGAGCAAGUGUAGUAAAAGCCUCUUGUUUCCUAUGGCUUUGUUAUGAAAAAUUAGUAUUCAUCACAGAACUUACAUUUCAUGUGUGUUAGUGUUGAGUUUUUAACCAAAACCAAGGCUGCUUUUUAGCACUGAUGCAAUCUGAAAUCAUUGUGACCAGGUAUCUUGAUGUAGUUGUGGCAUCUUCCUGAUUUGCUGCUCUGUACCCAUAUAAAUUAUCUGGGAGACAAUAUAAAGUAAUUGUUGUUAAGUUUUAGAAAUAAUACAGAAAUAGUAUGGAUUAGUUAUUGCCAUACCCUUUAAAAACAUACCUGUACAUAAAAAUCCAAACUCUCAUAUUUGAGUAACUAGAAAUGUAAAUUAUGCUCACAAAUAUGAA